AUGCAUGGAAUUAUUGAACUAAUUUUGAACAGUGCUUUAUUGUGGAUAUUUUUACAAGUUAUUUGGAGCAUUUUAAUAAGUGUUUUUUAUCAUUUCUGCAUACCAUGGAUUGUUUGGGGUUCUCUCAUAAUCACAGUUGGAUUAAAGAUAGCCAGAGUUCCACCACCAAAUUUAAAUAUUGUGGAAGAAGUGCUUGGUGUAAAUCCUUUUUUAUUGAAAAAAGAUAAUACCAUGUCCAGAGAUCAUGGUAAUGGAGAUCAAUAUUGCAUGCGAGUGGUGGCUCAUCGUGGUGGAGGAUAUGAUUUCCCUGAGAACAGCUUAACAGCCUUUCGUAAUAGUAAAGAAAGAGGCUGUACUGCUGUUGAAUUUGAUUUAUCUCUUACAAAAGAUAAUGUGCCUAUAGUUUUUCAUGACCCUACAAUUGAUAGAAUUACUGGAAAAAUUGGUAUUAUUAAGGAUAUGACCUGGGAUCAAUUAAAACAAUUAGAUAUUACACAUAAUCAUCCACUUAAGGACAAAUUUAUUGAAGGUGAAAAAAUUCCAUUGUUUCACGAAGUUUUAGAAACAUGUCUAUCUAAUGAACAAAGAGUAAUCAUUGAUAUAAAAGAAACAAGAAUGGAAAUUGUGCAAAUUAUUUUAGAUGCAUAUAAGAAGUAUCCAAAGUUAUUUCAAAGAGCAAUUGUAUCCAGUUUUAAUCCCAUUGUUGUAUAUAUGAUUAGAAGAAAAGAACCCCGAAUUGUAUCAAGUCUAGCAUGGAGACCACAGUAUUUUUCAAGAACAUCAUAUUUAGGUUUAGAUGGCCUAGGGUCAAUGAUAUAUAGCAAUCCAUUCAAACAUAUAGCAGCUUGUGUAUUAGAUCAUAUUUAUGAAUGGAUGUUCUGCCAUUAUAUAUACUAUAUUGUGGGUGUGUCUGCUGUAUUGUUGCAUAAGGAUACACUAAAUCCGCAUGUUGUACAAGAGUGGCAUAAUCGUAAUGUUCGUGUAAUGGCCUGGACAGUAAAUUUACCGUCUGAGAAAUCACAUUUCUCACGACUGUUUAAAGUUACUUAUUUAACAGAUACAUUGUUAGUUGAGAAAGACAUGUAAUACUAUAUAUAUUACAUACUCUACAUGGUGUAAAUGAACAUACAUUACUACCGACAU
Habropoda laboriosa is the source of this 1143-nucleotide messenger RNA. RefSeq names its product glycerophosphodiester phosphodiesterase 1. Gene Ontology annotation, molecular function: phosphoric diester hydrolase activity. The transcript has 5 exons. Gene Ontology annotation, biological process: lipid metabolic process. The record is from RefSeq and is a predicted model, not a curated record. NCBI's taxonomy places the organism in Eukaryota, Metazoa, Arthropoda, Insecta, Hymenoptera, Apidae. The coding region runs from base 1 to 1086 and encodes 361 amino acids.